Molecule: messenger RNA, 1718 nt
Organism: Cadophora gregata
Lineage: Eukaryota; Fungi; Ascomycota; Leotiomycetes; Helotiales; Ploettnerulaceae
Exons: 3
Coding region: 87-1718 (543 amino acids)
Biological process (GO): amino acid transport; transmembrane transport
Cellular component (GO): membrane
Molecular function (GO): transmembrane transporter activity
Source: RefSeq, a predicted model, not a curated record
UUCUCUUUCGUUCUCAAAGACACUCGCGGUUUCCCUUAUCUUUUCUGGCAUCGGUACAGACUUUUAAAGUAAUAGGAUCCGCAGACAUGGCGACAACUACGGAAAAACCUACGAUGCCUUCCUCAGACUCUGAGAAGACAGCAAACAUGGCAGAGAAACAGAAGGCACCUCAAUUAAUGGAGAUCAAUGAAACCGGCCAUGUUCAGGAACUGGAACGAAACUUCUCUCUCUUUUCAAUCUGCUCUGUUGGUAUCGUCACCGGCAACACCUGGGCAGCUCUUGGAGGAUCAAUUGUCAUUGCCAUCUACAAUGGAGGACCACCUGGUGUGUUAUAUGAGUUUAUCGCGGUCUCUAUAUUCUAUUGGUUGAUUGCGGCUUCACUCGCAGAACUUGCGUCCUCGAUGCCAUCGAGUGCAGGAGUAUAUCAUUGGGCUUCUAUCACACCAGGUCCUAAAUAUGGUCGUCUGAUUGGGUGGUUUGCUGGGUGGUGGAAUACGUUCGCUUGGAUGUGUGGAACAGCCACAAUGGCAAGCAUCAGUGGACAGAUUUGUGUUGCGAUGUAUGGAUUAUAUCACCCGAAUUACUCUCCGGAGAGAUGGCACGUCUUCAUUGCAUACCUGAUCAUCACCUGGACAUGUUGUUCGAUUGUGUUAUUCGCCAACCGAGCUUUGCCGACUAUCAAUAACAUCGGGUUAUUCUUUAUUCUGGCGGGCGUCUUCAUCACAAUCGUGUGCUUCUCGACUCUGCCACAUACUGCUGGGACUGGAUACGCGACUUCCUCCUUCGUUUGGGCCGAAUGGUCAAACCAGACCGGGUACACCAGCAACGGCUUCGUCUUUUGUGCGGGCAUGCUCAACGGUGCAUAUGCAGUUGGAACCCCAGAUUGUGUAUCUCACCUCGCAGAAGAGAUUCCAAAUCCCAAACGAAAUGUUCCAUUUGCCAUCGCAGCACAAAUGGUCACGGGUUUCGUCACAGCAUUCUGCUAUGCGAUCACCAUUUUCUAUGCGAUAUCUGACCUCGACGAAGUCCUUGCCGCGCCAUACUUCCCAUUGGCAUUCAUCUACGCUCAGGCCACUUCGAGCAGAGCAGGAACAACGGGUCUGUUGUUUCUAAUCCUGGUUCCUAUUCUCUGCUGCUGCACCGGUACCUUCAUCACAUGUGGCCGUUGUCUUUGGACCAUCGCCCGUGAUGAAGCCGUACCAUUCUCAGGCACAUUCAGCAAGAUCGACCCCAAGCAUAAGAACCCUUUCAAUGCCACUGUAUUCUGCGGUGUGUUCUGUACCAUCCUUGGUUCGAUAUACGUCGGGUCCUCCACAGCGUUUAACGCCUUCGUUGGCUCAUUCGUCGUCCUAACCACGCUCUCAUAUGUCGCAGCCAUCCUCCCGUUCGUCUUUACGCGCCGCUUUUCCCCUAUUUCAGCUGACCCUGGUCCAUUUACAAACAAUAUGAGGCCUGGGCCCUACCAGAUGGGACAUUACCUUGGCUAUGCGGUCAACAUCAUCGCGUGCUCAUACAUCCUUGUUUUCGUAGUCAUUUACUGCUUUCCAUACGCGAUGCCUUUCGAUGCAGUCAGUAUGAACUACGCUUCUCUGAUUACUGGCUCGAUGACCAUCUUUGCAGCUAUCUGGUGGUUUGUCAAGGGUGGGAGUUAUGUUGGUCCUAGAGCUCUCAUCCAUGAGGACGAUAUUACUCAUGGAGUUAUGCUGUCAGAAGCUUGA